AUGGCGCCGCGCAAAGCUCGCAAAGCGCGCAAGGUGCGGGAGGCGAGGUGCGCGACCUCGCCCGGAGAGCGGAUAUCGUACGCGAGCCUGCAGCCGCUGCGGACGCUGCACGAGCGAUACCUUGCGCAUGUCUUGCAGCUUCCCACCUGGGACCCUAAUGCGACAUCAGGGGCUACUACCCUACCCGUGGCCGCCGAGCCGAUGCAGGGCAAGCUCCUGAAAGCCGAUUUCACUGGCGCCGUCGUAUCCGUGCUCGCGUCGAAGAAUCUGUCUCUGACGGGGAUAAAGGGCACGGUCCUCGAGGAGACGAGCGGGACGCUGCGGCUAGCCUGCUCUGACGACCGCGUCCGCGUCGUGCCAAAGCAAGGCGCGCAGUUCCGUCUCCUCUUCCCCGCCUAUGCUUUUCCAGCCGAUCCGACACGGGAAGCAGAGGACGACGCGGCCCAUCUGGCGCGGUUCCACGCCGACUGUCCCCGCAUCGAGGUCGAGAUCAUGGGUUCGGCGUUCGCGUACCGCAGCGGAGACAGGGCGGGGAGGAAGUUCCGCCCGGCGCAGGGCAAGAACGGAGCAGGCUGGGGAGAGGAAUGGGUCAAGGGCGAGUGGGGCCAGAUUCUGGGAGAACUGGGCGUGGACGAGGGGACGCAGACGCUGAGGAGGCGCAAGAGGAAUAAGAGCAGGAGGAAGGACCCGCUCGUCGGCGGCAGCUUGCAGGUGUUCUAG
Trichosporon asahii var. asahii CBS 2479 is the source of this 720-nucleotide messenger RNA. RefSeq lists its product as uncharacterized. The transcript has a single exon. The record is from RefSeq and is a predicted model, not a curated record. The coding region runs from base 1 to 720 and encodes 239 amino acids. Gene Ontology annotation, cellular component: ribonuclease MRP complex; ribonuclease P complex. Gene Ontology annotation, biological process: rRNA processing; tRNA 5'-leader removal. Lineage: Eukaryota; Fungi; Basidiomycota; Tremellomycetes; Trichosporonales; Trichosporonaceae. Gene Ontology annotation, molecular function: ribonuclease P RNA binding.